This is a messenger RNA of Acanthocheilonema viteae, 495 nucleotides long. Lineage: Eukaryota; Metazoa; Nematoda; Chromadorea; Rhabditida; Onchocercidae. The record is from the annotation of a GenBank genome assembly.
AUGUUUGAUUAUCGAGUACCAUUGCAAUGGGUUACUUAUGUAUCAAUCGAUGGUGAUACAGUUAUCGAUCAUGUACAAUGGGGUGGCAAGUAUUAUCCGGUUCCCUAUGAAUCAGGUAUAGUAGAUGGUGGUUUAUUACCAGGUAAAUCGUUGUACAUUACCGGAAUGCCUGAUAAACGUAGCAAACGAUUUAAUAUCAAUUUAUUGAAACAAAACGGUGAUAUCGCUCUCCAUUUCAACCCACGAUUUGAUGAAAAAAUUGUUGUACGUAAUGCAUUAAUUGGUGGUGUUUGGGGUAAAGAGGAACGAGAAGGUAAACUUCCAUUCGCGAAAGAUAAAAUGUUCGAUUUGCAAUUACGUAAUGAAGGUGAUGCAAUACAGAUAACUGUGAAUGGUGAGCUAUUUACGAGAUUUGUACAUCGAUCAGAACCAAACGAUAUAGUGGGUGUUCAGAUACAGGGUGAUGUGGAGAUCAGUGGAAUUCAAAUACAGUGA